AGAGAGAGAGAGGGAAGGAGAAGCAGGAGGAGGAGUGUGAACAUUGCGGAGUUCUCGGGGAUUCCGAGAAUAUACAGUUCAGACUCAGACCCGACAGUCGGUGCUGGAGCCCGACGAGUUUUUGGACUCUACUUCCAUUUGGCGCGGCGCACGUCUGCGCGCAGGAAACGCUCAAGCUCGGUAAGCGGAAUCAGGUUCCCGUGUGGCCACGUCUGAGAUCAGAAGAGCAAACAGGCAACACUGAGCCUUUGGUUCUUCCCAGAGGAUCUCCCAAACAUUAUGUCAUUAUGACAGAGAAACCUCCUCAUUCCUCUGACUGUGCUUACAACAUAUUUUAAAGCAGUGUGGAUUUACUCAUAGAAUGCACAGUGAUGCCAGCUGGGUUUUCAUGCUUGACAUUACAAAUGCCCACUGGUCUUGUAUGUAAAGCCCUUUGACUGAAAAGGAACAAAAUCCAAAGCACUGCUGGAGUUCUCUGCUCUUUUCAUUUAUGGCACAGAUCUUAAGACAUUUUCAUUAGGUGUAAAACAUCACAUCAGGGCAUCCUACUGUUGAACAUGACUCAUGGGGUGGAGUCUGGCCCUGAAACUCACCAGGAUUCUGCUGCUUUAACAUAUCUGGAAGGUGUGCUGAUGCAUCCGGUCACCACUGGACCUGCUGCCACUGCUACACAGAGAUCUGAACCUGUCCAAAACAAUGAAGAGAAUGCCAACAGGGUGACUAGGGUGUUCCAGCUACCUAACCAUGGCUCCCCCUCGCCAGACAAGGGUAGCCCACCUAGUGCAGCCUCACAGCACCUUAAAAAAGCCAGGCUGCUUCGCUCAGGAGCAUGGAGUGAAGAUGACACCCAGAAACGAACAGGCGCUGUAGUGGAAGUGAACGGACAGAGAAAGGAGCACUACAAAGGAGGCCUGGAUGGCUCUGGGCAGGGGGAGAGCACCUUGCUGGCUUCUCUGCUGCAGUCCUUCAGCUCUCGGCUGCAGAGUGUCGCAUUGUCACAGCACAUUUCUCAAAGCCACAAACUGCUCGAUAGAGACAGCAGAGAAAGUGAUCCUGCUGAUAAGGAAACCUACCAGAGUUACGGCACAGCAUCAGGCCGCCUAAAAAGCCUCAUGAGGAAAAGCAAGCAACAGAACCAUAACACUGUGCCUUACUGUAGGCAGAGCAACCAGAACCGAAGCUCUGAUUCUCCUCAUUCUUCUCAAAGUUCUGCCCAGCCCACUAGCUCUGAAUCCAUGUCCUGUACAGAGCGACUCAAGGCUGUUGCCAAUAUGGUAUGCACUAGGUCCAGUCCAGCCCCUUCACCCAAGCCCAGUGUCGCCUGCAGUCAGCUGGCCUUAUUGCUGUCCAGCGAGGCUCAUCUACAGCAGUACUCCAGAGAGCAGGCCAUAAAAGCACAAUUAACCAGUAGAUCAGCCAGCGAGAGGCUAGCAGCAAUGGCUACUCAACAAACACAGGAUAAGAGGCCUCCCAGCAUGGGGCAGCCAACAACUGCCCUAGACAUGCUAAGCUCCUUAAAUAUUCAAAACGGAACACUCCCCCCACCAGCGAUAAACUCCAGCAAAAAAAGCCCUUCCAUUUCCUCACCCUCCACGAGAACCCCCAAAGAGAGACGACCCUUUGACAGACAUGGUCGACCGCCACAAAACUGCAGCAGCCUGUUGCUUCUACUUCUGAACAAUCACAACUCCCAGCAGCAGCUCACCAGGAAUGGACACCUGGAGGAUGACUAUGGCAUCCUCCCGAACCGGGCCUCCUCCCUGCAGUCUGACAGCGAGUACUCCAACCAAGAUAACAGCCUGACCAAAGACAGCAGUGAUGCUGAGAGCUUCUCCAGCUGUUCCCCCAUCGACCUCUCCAUGAAAAGCAGAGCGCCUAGCCAAAAAUCAGAAGCCUGCUCUUCCUUAACCCCCUCUGUGGAUAAGCUCACAGAGUCUCACAUAAACAAAUGGAAGCUGGAAUCUUCUGUGCCAAAGGUCCGUGAGGCCACAGAUCUGGAUACCAUCCCAGACGUAAAAUCCCAUGAUAAGGUCACUCUAAUGCAGUUACUGCUGGACCGCAAAAAUAACGAGAAGGUAAACAAAAGUUCAGAUAAUCCUAGUUUGCGGCCUGACACAAUAAUCAGCAGCUUGACUGCAGGCCCACUUAAACGAAUUGGCACACCUGAGGACAGCAGAACACUGAGUCCUCUGGACCCUCAAACAGCUACCUUCAGCUCAAUCUCCCCUUCAUACUCCUUCCCCUCACCCCAUGCCCAGUCCAGUCCCUUAGAUCUGUGUAAGUCUAAAGUUCACUCAAGUGAAAAGACACUGGAGCCUCCUUUCAGUGCCAGCAAACUACUACAAAAUCUGGCCCAGAGUGGUAUAAAGAACUUGUCACCUUCUCCCCCUCCUUUACACUCUCACAAGCCAACAAGCAGAAGGAAAAGCCCAGAACUUGAGCUUGACAAGCCUCAGGCACUUUUGGAUCAACUUAUCGUUCCACACAAGCGGAACAGAGCCUCCAUGCUGGAUGGAGGUUCACCUCCAGCUCUCCCAGCUCACAAAUGUGAGCAUUCACCCUCUGCAUCAACACAGAUAGAAAACCUUCUCGAGAAGCGCACAGUACUGCAGCUUCUGCUGGGAACAGCUUCCCAGAAGGAAAGAACCAGUGGGCACAGAGUCUUGGAAGUGACCUCAGGGGGACUGGCGAAACUCAGAGGCUCUGUCAACUGUGACAGCUCAAACGGACCUUCUCCACAACUUAAGAUCAAAACCGAGCCAGUAGAGGAAAAUCUUUCAUCAAAUAGCUCUGAUGAUGGGGUAUACCAUCAGAGACGAUCAUCACAACACUCACCCAUUGCUGAAGCACAGGACACAAAAUCUGAACUAUGUCCUACAGAAACAGCUGCUAAAUUUGGACUUCUUAGCCAGCUUUUGAAACACCAGACUGCUACCUACCAUUCAAACCCACAUACCAGGCUCCUCAGGAACUCCAUAAAAGAGGAGCAAGUGCAUUUUCAGAGCCCCAUUCCUAAAAAAAGAAAACUCUGCAUUGAGCUAGCAGAGCACCUAAGUAAUGAACUCUGUCAACCAUCUCGAGAUACCACUAGUGACAAUCUGGUGUCUGGAACACCUGAAUUUAAUGGUAGAAGGCUUGCAAAACCAAAAGAAGAAGAGUUAGUAAGGAGUCCUAGGAGUAAAACCCCUCUCUCCAGAGAAAGCCAAGGCUUCAAUGUUCUUAAGCAACUCCUCCUGUCAGAAAACUGUCUGAAAGAGCUAUCCAAACCCAGAGGGACCCCAAGUCCCUUCAUCCCUCAGGCAAACUCUGCAGCCAACCGGAACUUAACCCAAUCUUGUUUCCCUCAGGAGUCGUCAUACUUGCCGUGGUACCCCUAUUCUCUCAGUACAAAUCCCAAAACAGCACCUGCACCUGUUGAUAUCACUGAGGGGUCGCUAGUUUGGGCUAAGGGCUCUCCUAAAGCCAGUCCUAAACCUGUUAAAAAUGAACUUGAGGGAUUUCCUGGAGAAACUUUUAGCAGAGAGGAGAGAUCCAGUCCAGACUCACCCCCUUUAACCAGGUCUAAUCCUAUUCUUUACUACAUGCUUCAGCGGGGGAACGGUCAGCUCAGACCUGAGAUCCGGGAUCAGGUGCAGCCGGCCCACUGUGUCAUGGGUGCAAAAGUGGAGUCGCGUAUUGACUAUGAGCACAGGAUAAACUCUCGAGUCCACAGACAGACUCACAGCUAGAGAAAAGAGAACCUAAACGGCUCUAUGGAAAAAUGGUAGACAAGAAAUGUCAAAGACUGAGAGAAGCUGAAGAACUGUGUGUAUGGUCAUUUGUCUAUAAUAUCAGUUUUUUUUGUUUUGUUUUUUGUUCUUUUUCAUUUAAAAACAGAAACUGAAUAAAUUUAACCAUGGGAUAUGGUAAUUAAGUUUGAAACAUUGGCUUUUUGCCACUGCUUUAAAUUAUUUAACUUGUCCAUUU
This is a messenger RNA of Cyprinus carpio (common carp), 3966 nucleotides long. RefSeq names its product nuclear receptor-interacting protein 1. The record is from RefSeq and is a predicted model, not a curated record. Gene Ontology annotation, cellular component: nucleus. Gene Ontology annotation, biological process: regulation of transcription by RNA polymerase II. NCBI's taxonomy places the organism in Eukaryota, Metazoa, Chordata, Actinopteri, Cypriniformes, Cyprinidae. Gene Ontology annotation, molecular function: signaling receptor binding; transcription coregulator activity.